AUGAAAUUGCAACUAUUUCUUAAAGGAUUUGGAGGAGAUUACACCCAUGCCUACGCUCGAGCUACUGCAGUAGCACGUGAAGCAAUUACCAAUAUUCGUACUGUUGCAGCAUUUGGUGCUGAAAAGCGGAUAUCACUUCAGUUUGCCUGCGAACUCAACCAACCAAACAAGCAAACACUUCUGCGUGGCCACAUAUCAGGUUUUGGGUAUGGUGUAUCACAGCUCUUUGCAUUUUGUUCUUAUGCUCUUGGCCUUUGGUAUGCGUCGAUUUUGAUCAAGCAUCAUAAUUCAAACUUCGGAGACAUGAUCAAGUCCUUCAUGGUUUUAAUAGUCACAGCACUGGCAGUGGCAGAAACACUUGCUCUUGCACCUGACAUUGUAAAGGGAUCACAAGCACUUGGGUCGAUUUUUUAUAUUCUCCAUAGGAAAACGGCCAUAAACCCUGACAAUCCCACUGCAAAAGUGGUAACGGAUAUCAAGGGAGAUAUAGAGUUCUGGAAUGUGAGUUUUAAGUAUCCCACGAGGCCUGAUAUCGCCAUUUUGGAUGAAUUAAAGCUAAAAAUUUCAGCAGGAAAGAGUCUGGCAGUAGUGGGCCAAAGUGGAUCAGGGAAGAGUACUGUGAUUGCACUGGUGAUGAGAUUUUAUGACCCUACGUCAGGCACAGUUCUGAUUGAUGGAUUUGAUAUUAAGAGCUUGAACUUAAAAUCUUUGAGGCUGAAAAUAGGUCUAGUGCAGCAAGAGCCCGCAUUGUUCUCUACUACAAUUUAUGAAAACAUUAAGUACGGGAAUGGAGAGGCAUCAGAAAUUGAGAUAAUGAAGGCUGCGAAAGCUGCAAAUGCUCAUGGUUUCAUUAGCAGAAUGCCUGAAGGGUACCAAACUCAGGUGGGUGACAGGGGAGUGCAGUUAUCGGGUGGACAAAAACAAAGGGUAGCGAUUGCUAGAGCAAUACUGAAAGACCCAUCAAUUCUUCUUUUGGAUGAAGCAACGAGUGCUUUGGACACUGUUUCCGAAAAGCAAGUUCAAGAAGCUCUUGAUAAGCUUAGGGAAGGCAGAACAACAAUUUUGAUAGCACAUAGAUUGUCAACCAUACGUGAUGCGGACAGUAUUGCCGUGUUACAACGUGGGAAGGUGGUUGAAAGUGGUAGCCAUCACCAGCUUAUUAGCAAUCCUGGGAGUAUCUACAAACAACUAGUUAGUCUACAACAGGAAACAAACAUACAAGUCCAUAAUCAAGAGAGCUUGACAAUUGAGGAUCAAAAUUUGUAA
This is a messenger RNA of Ilex paraguariensis (yerba mate), 1266 nucleotides long. NCBI's taxonomy places the organism in Eukaryota, Viridiplantae, Streptophyta, Magnoliopsida, Aquifoliales, Aquifoliaceae. The record is from the annotation of a GenBank genome assembly.